CUUUAGUUGCUGCAGAGAUCAGCUUCCUGCUGCUUUCUGCGCUUAGCUUAGCCGUUAGCUUAGCAUAGCUCUGACAGGCCGGAAGCCUGUCUCAGCUGUCAGCUGCUUACUUCCGGGUUCUUCACCCAGCUCAGGCUAACCUCCACUCCUUCUUUCUCCUCCAGGAGCAGCAUGGAGGAGACCAGCAGGGAGGCUGUAGCCACCGCGGUGCAGCGGGUGGCCGGCAUGCUGCAGCGGUCCGACCAGCUGGAUAAGGUGGAGCAGUACCGGAGGAGAGAAGCCCGGAAGAAGGCGUCUGUGGAGGCCAGGCUGAAGGCGGCGAUCCAGUCCCAGCUGGACGGCGUGCGCACCGGGCUCACCCAGCUCCACACCGCUCUGCUGGACGUGAAGGACAUCCAGAGCUCCCUGGCCAACGUCAGCAAAGACUGGAGGCAGAGCAUCAACACCAUCGAGAGCCUGAAGGACGUGAAGGACGCCGUGGUCCAGCACAGCCAGCUGGCCGCCGCCGUGGAGAACCUGAAGAACAUCUUCUCUGUCCCAGAGAUCGUCAUGGAGACCCAGCAGCUGAUCGAGCAGGGCCAGCUGCUGCAGGCCCACAGGAAGCUGAUGGAGCUGGAGUGUUCCCGUGACGACCUGAUGUACGAGCAGUACCGCAUGGACAGCAGGAACACCCGCGACAUGAACCUCAUCUGUGUCCUCCACAGCAAUGAGAUGAUGGGACAUCCGGACCUCUGCUCAGAGUUCGACAUCAACCAGCUGGAGCCGCUGCUGCCGCAGGAAGUGGUGGACGACCUGCUGAGCAAAUACGUUAAGACGUUCACGUCUAAUAUAACCGGUUGGCUGCGGAAAGCCUUGGAGACCGAUAAGAAAGACUGGAUGAAAGAAACGGAGCCUGAGGCGGACCAAGAUGGCUACUACCAGACCACGCUGCCAGCCAUCGUCUUUCAGAUGUUUGAGCAGAACCUGCAGGUGGCGGCCCAGAUCAACGGCGACUUCAAGGAGGAGGUUCUGAAGCUGUGUCUGAAGCAGAUGAACUCCUUCCUCAUGAGGUACCGCGAGGAGGUGGUGGCCUACAAGGAGGAGCACCUGAAGGACCGACAGCUGCCUCAGUGCUACAUCCAGUACAUGAUCGCCAUCAUCAACAACUGCCAGACCUUCAGGGAUUCCAUCAACAGUCUAAAGAGGAAGUACUCGCAGUCCUCGGAGUCCUUCGACAGCGAUGCCGCCAUCGACAGGACCCUGGGGGAGGUGGUGAAGGAGGGCUGCCACUUCCUGCUGGACGAGGUCUUCUUGGACCUGGAGAACCACCUGAAUGAGCUGCUGACCAGGAAGUGGCUGACGGGUUCUCACGCCGUGGACACCAUCUGUGUGACGGUGGAGGACUACUUCAACGACUUCAACAAGGUCAAGAAGCCCUUCAACGAGGAGAUGACCAACGAGGCGCUGAGGAGGGUGGUGGUGGAGUACCUGAAGGCCGUGAUGCAGAAGAGAAUCACCUUCAAGAACGCCGACGAGAGGAAAGAGGGAGCAGAGAGGAUGAUCAAGGAGGCCGAGCAGUUCAGGUUCCUGUUCAACAAACUGGCAGCGGGCGAGAACACGGAGCGGCUCUGCGGCGCCAUCGCUGCCGUGGCCGAGGUCUUCAAGCUGACUGACCCCACGCUGCUGUUCCUGGAGGUCACGACCCUGGUCUCCAAAUACCCAGACAUCAGGGAGGACCACAUCCAGGCGCUGCUGGCUGUGCGCGGAGACGCCAGCAGGGAAAUGAGGCAGAUGAUCAUCGGGACCCUCAGCGAGAACAAAGUGUCGCCCUCUGGUUCCACUCAGCCCAUUUUCAAAGACAUUACUGUUCCCACCAUCACCAUGACAACCAUGACCACCAUGACCUCCAUGGCAACCGCCAAGCUGCUGAAAUAAAGCCAGCUUUCUGUGACCAACCCAUCCCAGUAACUCCCACUGGUUCUGACUGGUUCUGACUGGUUCUUCUGCUCUGGAUGGGAACGUUCUGUGGUUCUGGACCGGAACCGCAGAACCUUAGGUGGGUCCAACAAGUUGAUGGAACCUCUGAACCCACCUGAGAAGAUGUUGUUCAGGUUCUCCACGGCAACGGCCAGUUUAACCAGUGGAAGGCUAACGUGCCGUUAGCCCCCAGAGGCUAAAAUCCUAGCCGGUCCAUUCUGACAGGAACAGUCCAGUACUCCCAUUAAACCAGUAAGGCCUGAACACUCCCACUGCGUAUAGAGAGGCUCUGACUGGGCAGGAUCAGCAGAUCUACGCUGAUGUUUUUCACUUCUAUCUGCUUUAUCACUACAUUACAAUAAUUUCUCACAUUUGACUGAAAGUUAUUAAAAAUAAAUGAAAUAAAAAACUACCGUCUCAUUCUAUAGAGCAAAGCUCUACUUAACGAGUCUGUUCAGCAUCUAGAACCAGAACAAUCAAUCAAUCAACUAUUUCCAUUGAGGUU
Messenger RNA from Cyprinodon variegatus (sheepshead minnow), 2461 nucleotides. It is a transcript of the gene exoc3, whose product is annotated as exocyst complex component 3. The coding region runs from base 172 to 1914 and encodes 580 amino acids. Gene Ontology annotation, cellular component: exocyst. Gene Ontology annotation, biological process: exocytosis; exocyst localization. The record is from RefSeq and is a predicted model, not a curated record. Gene Ontology annotation, molecular function: SNARE binding. The transcript has 12 exons. Lineage: Eukaryota; Metazoa; Chordata; Actinopteri; Cyprinodontiformes; Cyprinodontidae.